Messenger RNA from Ruditapes philippinarum (Manila clam), 1647 nucleotides. RefSeq lists its product as uncharacterized. The record is from RefSeq and is a predicted model, not a curated record. Bases 167 to 1441 code for a protein of 424 amino acids. The transcript is spliced from 2 exons. NCBI's taxonomy places the organism in Eukaryota, Metazoa, Mollusca, Bivalvia, Venerida, Veneridae.
UUGUGCCCACGCUUCAUAUUUGAUACAUUUUUAAUUUAUUUGACUUUAUACUGAAAUAUAACUUACAUGUUCUGAAGUUACAUUAUCAAUUUAUAUUCAUGAAGAGUAGAGUUUACUCAAGAGUAGAAUUUAUAUGUUUUUGUAAUUAUAUACAUGCCAUUUUAAAAUGAAUUUUCUAGGAUUAAAGAACGGGCGACGAUCGAGUUGCAAUACAGUAAUGAGUGGCUUUCGAUAUUUACUUAUCGCGAUAUUCUUAACGAUAAUCGUUCAGCAAGGUUUCAAUUGGUCGAUAUCACAUAGAACAUUAAAUAGAAUUUCGAAAAAUGCACAGGAAAAUGAAGUUGGGCAAAACUACCGUGACAAACGCCAUAGACGCUCACACUUUGGGCAUAAUUUCACAUUCACCACCAACGUUAAGAAACAAAUGUGCAGCGACAAGGUAAAAUGGAAAACUAAAGGAAUUUUAGCGGAAGUGACGUCAGAUAUGGAAUACUGGACUUUCGACAAAAGACGGACUUGUAAAGAAAUAAAUAUUGAUAAAGUUGGAACUCGUCCAAAGCGUCUGAAAAUGGAAUUUAUAUGUAAAAACAAUAAAAUAUCUUUUAAAUGGACAAAUGACACAAAUAACAUUUAUACCGCUCCAUUUGGGGAUAAUUGCAUCGAAAGAUAUAUCUCCAGCUGUUGCUAUGGCGAUAAGCUCGUGCCGAAUGUAGUCCAUUAUGUUUGGUACUCGAGAGGCGAGCUGAGUUUCGUUGGAUUCAUGAGCCUGCUAAGUGUGAUUCGGUUUGUGAACCCUUGUCUAAUUAUAUUUCAUGGUGACACCUUACCAAAUGGGAGGUACUGGGAUUUUAUUGUAAAUAUUUCGCCUAACUUGAUUCACUUGCAACGGGAACGGCCAGAAUUCGUUUUCGGACAACGUUUUGGUCAUAAUGAGCACUCGGGCGACAUAAUGCGAAUUGAAGCUCUUCUUCAAUAUGGUGGUAUUUACAUGGAUACCGAUACCGUCCUUGUACGGCCGAUAGACGAGCUACGGCAGUACGCAUGCGUGAUGUCAACACAACUGCGUAGACUGGGUUCAGCAUUUAUCCUUGCAGAGAAGAACGCGACAUUUUUACAGAAAUGGAUGGACGGGUAUCGCUAUAAAUAUAAUAGGCUUGAUUACACAUAUAAUGCUAUGACGUACCCACAGAUCCUCGCCCUAAAAUAUAGCAACUUGAUUCAUGUAGAGAUUGGAACUGCUUCAAGACCAAAGGAUCUGUUUGGUUUUAAGUUUUAUAGCAGACGAUACGAGAUGUAUAAUUGGUCCAAGGUUUACGGAGUGCAUUUAUUUACCAGAGGUUACGGCGGACCUUUAAAUGAAACGACUAUUAGAGACAUGCAUUCACCAUGUGGUUCAGUUAUGAGACACAUAUUUUAUGGGAAUAAGGAUUUAUGUUUUUAGUCAACAAUUACAGCUUCUUUAACAUCGAGCUCUACAACACAGGGAAUAUACAUGUACUUAAUAAUUAACGCCUGGAGGAUAAACCGUAAUGUGCAGAACAGAGUUAAUACAACUUUAAUACAUUGUAGUCUAUUUAUUCUACCCGUGGAACCGAAUAAUAUUUUAAUAGCCACUAGCUAUCUUUGGGUUCGAAUUGCGCAAGAAAG